Fusarium tjaetaba is the source of this 1500-nucleotide messenger RNA. Its product is annotated as DNA primase small subunit. Gene Ontology annotation, cellular component: alpha DNA polymerase:primase complex. Gene Ontology annotation, biological process: DNA replication, synthesis of primer. The transcript is spliced from 4 exons. The record is from RefSeq and is a predicted model, not a curated record. The coding region runs from base 1 to 1500 and encodes 499 amino acids. Lineage: Eukaryota; Fungi; Ascomycota; Sordariomycetes; Hypocreales; Nectriaceae.
AUGCCCCAUUCUGUCGAAGCAGAAGCCAUGUCCUCCCCAAGCAACGUUAAGGACGAGCCUAUGGAGGAGACAGGAAUCUCUGAUGAGGCUCCUAAUGCGACUGAGGCAGAUGUCAAGAUGGACGAGACAGAAGACGUCAAAAAGGAAGCCAAACAACUCGAGGAUCUAUUCGACGAUGUCGACUCGGACGAGGAGUUUCCCAGUUCCGCCGCUGUUCAGCCAAGCUCACAAGUUGCACCGCUUUUCGAUGCUAUGACAUUGAAAGCCUCAGAUCCUGAAGUCAUGCGAAGCUUCUAUCAGCGACUAUUCCCAUGGCGAUACCUAUUUCAGUGGCUCAAUCACAGUCCAACCCCAACAAACGACUUUGGCAACCGAGAGUUCGCUUUCACUCUCCAGAACGAUGCCUACCUCCGAUACCAAUCCUUCCCCACUGCCGAUAUGCUCCGCAAGGACGUUCUCCGAUUAAUGCCCUCUCGUUUCGAAAUCGGACCCGUGUACACCACCAAUCCCCGGGACCGAAAGCAACUCCGCAACUCAUCCGCCUUCAAGCCCCUCGCGAAAGAGCUAUGUUUCGAUAUAGAUUUGACAGAUUACGAUGAUAUUCGAACAUGCUGUGACAAGGCCAACAUCUGCAACAAGUGCUGGCAGUUCAUGACAAUGGCUAUUAAAGUGGUAGAUGUUGCGCUGAGAGAAGACUUUGGCUUCAAGCACAUCAUGUGGGUGUACUCAGGACGACGAGGUGCUCACGCCUGGGUUUGCGAUAAGAAGGUUCGAAGCAUGGACGAUCAGAAGAGAAGAGCAAUUGCAGGCUAUCUUGAGGUGGUCAAGGGAGGUGCACAGAGCGGAAAGAAGGUGAAUGUGAGGAGGCCAUUACAUCCUCAUUUGGCACGGAGCCUGGAGAUCCUGAAAACUCAUUUCCAAGAAGACGUUCUUGAUGUCCAAGACCCAUGGGCUUCUGCUGAGCAAUCUGAGAAGCUUUUGCAACUUCUCCCAAACCAGAACCUUAACGAAUCACUAAGAAGGAAAUGGGAUGCCGCUCCAGGACGUGCAUCAGCCUCAAAAUGGGCUGACAUUGACGCUGUAGCAAAGUCAGGCGCCAGCAAAAACCUCGACGCCAGACAGCUCCUUGAAGCCAAGCAAGACAUCGUUUUAGAAUACACCUACCCCCGACUGGAUAUUGAAGUCAGCAAGAAACUCAACCAUUUGCUGAAGAGUCCUUUUGUCGUGCAUCCUGGUACUGGCCGAGUUUGUGUGCCCAUUAACACAAAGAAUCUUGAGGACUUUGAUCCUCUAGGCGUGCCUACGGUGCAGGAACUUUUGGCCGAGAUCGACUCCUGGAAGGGGGAGGAGGAGGAGGGUGGUAAAGGCACAGCUGACUGGGAAAAGACAAGCCUCAAGCCAUAUAUCGAGCAGUUCAGACAUUUUGUCAAUGGAUUGAUGAAGGAUGAGAAGGAUGUCAAGGUUAAGCGGGAGCGGGAGGAUGAAACCAUGGACUUUUAG